AUGGCAGUCCACCAACCAUCGAGCAUUCACGCCAAACGUAGAAGCAUUUCUUUGUUAAUCCAACCUAUCAACAACAUUCAGCCAGCCAUGACAGUAGAAGCACUAGCACUGGAGAAGCUUGGCCGUUCUGUGGACAUGAACAUCUUCCAGGAACUACUUGACCUCGAUUCGCCAUCUGAGAUGUUCAGUAAGGAUGUUGUGAGCGAGUAUCUAGUCAUGGCUCCGGAGACGUUGGCCACAAUGAAGGAAAGCCUGUAUGUUUCGAUCUUCGUCUCUGUAUCACAAACCCUUACUGACUUCCUCGUAGUNACACACAUAAAUCUUUCGCAACUCAACACAAGCACACAAUCACUUCGCUGCGCGUCAAUGGUAUUGGGCCUUACACGAAUCGAAAAGGCAUGUGCUCGCAUCGAGAGUGUUCUGGCAUACGGCGUCGACCUCCACUACACAGGGAUCGGCCUUGGUCAGAUCUGUGAGAUUCUCAGCUUUGUCGUCAAGGAUGCACAUGCACAUUUCGAGUUGGCAAAGAUGGCCUUCUCGUCAUUCUACAACUUGCCAUUACAAUCGCCACGAGAAGACGUUUCUGAUGCCUCGAGUGCAAGCAUCCGUCGAUGA
Messenger RNA from Aureobasidium vineae, 615 nucleotides. The record is from the annotation of a GenBank genome assembly. NCBI's taxonomy places the organism in Eukaryota, Fungi, Ascomycota, Dothideomycetes, Dothideales, Saccotheciaceae.